AUGCGUCCACAAUCUUUAUUAUUCCUGACGUUUUCUGUUAUUGUGGCAGCAGCCCCACUAUCGACCUCAGGCCCAUUAACAGCCGGAUCUAAGGCCACGGGGGUCACAGUAGACAGAUCUCGAGAUGGAUCUACACACAUAACUGGUUUCAAUCCCACUGGGGACUUUAAAGACAUCCUCGACCGUAUGGAAUUGGAUCUGUCAGCGAGGGAUAGCGCUCAAGCUGCAGACCCAAAUCCAACCGGACUACUUAACGACAAAAGACAAAGCAGUACUGUUGAUUUCGAUUCUGAUGUGGUUCUGAAAAUCGAUAUUGACAAUGGCGGUAGCGAUCCCACUCGGGUCGAAGUAAAGCCGAAUGUUCGCUUCGAUGGACAGGAGUCGGGGAGGGGUAAGACGCACGUUAUAGUAGAAGGAGAUGUCUUCGCCAUUCCGGCAGGACACCAUGUUUGGUCCCCAGGUGUAUAA
This is a messenger RNA of Orbilia oligospora ATCC 24927, 468 nucleotides long. RefSeq lists its product as uncharacterized. The transcript is spliced from 3 exons. The coding region runs from base 1 to 468 and encodes 155 amino acids. Lineage: Eukaryota; Fungi; Ascomycota; Orbiliomycetes; Orbiliales; Orbiliaceae. The record is from RefSeq and is a predicted model, not a curated record.